AUGCAGGAACUUCCACAGGUACGGCGAUUUCCCAGCUCUGUUGACGUUCAGGUUCGAUGCUGGGCUGCUUCACGCCUACCCUCUCGAACCUGUGAAUUACAGAUUUCAGCAUGCAGGAACUUCCACAGGCACAGCGAUUUCCUAGCGAUGUUGACUUUCCGCUUCGAUGCUGGGCUGCUUCACGCCUACCCUCCCAAACCUGUAAAUCACAGCUUUCAGCGGGCAAGGACUGCCACAGGCACAGUAGUCGCAAUCUCAGCACCAGCACCAGCACCAGCACCAGCACCAGCACCAGCACCAGCCCCAGCACAAGCACCCGCGCCAUCACCACCACCACCACCACGAGAUUACGAGAAAGAAGAAAUCAAGAGCCUCGCCUCGCCUCGCCCCGCCACCAUGUCUGCCUCUGCCUCUGCCUCCGCCUCUGCCUCCGCCGCAUCCUCCUCUCGCCCGGCCGGCCCCCUCCCGCCUGUCCUGGAAGAGGACAUGUUUUUUGCCCGGCUUUCAGCCACCAUGAACGAGUGUCGCGACGACGAAGCUCGCAUCGCCGUUUUGGAACGGCAUAUUUCCUCGAGUGACAGCCGAAGAAUGAUUUCGAUUGCAUUGAAAGACGCUUGCUUACCUGGAUCGCUGUACAGGGCCGCAGAUUUAAACCUGCAUGCCUAUGCCAGGUACUACCAAGCUCGUUUCCCGGCGCGUUACGAGCAUUUUUACAAUCGUUUUGCAUGGAACACGGAGCUUCGUGCUCAGUUGGAUAUGGUCUCGGGCCAGCUGGUGAAGCAGCAGGAGAAGGUUCCAUUUCUAUGCAUCUGCAUCACCGUCGAAGCCAUUAGAGAGAACUGGCCUGGUUGGGACUGGAAGCUUUCCGGUCAUCAGCAUGACUGGACUCCGGAGUUUUUCGGCACCAGGAUGCUGGACGGUCUGCGAUGGAUUGCUCGUCGGACUGACGACUAUGCCGGAGUAAUGACCCGGCUAAUCGAGAUUGGUCGCGCGAGAGUUCGGGACCGCACAAAUGCUUUUGGGCAGUCGAAAGAUGCCCGCCUCCAGCCGGCCGAUGUGAAAGUCCUUGUGGAGGAGAUGAAGCAGCUGGAGGCUGCUGAAGCCACUCCUCCUCCUCCUCCUCCUCCUCCUCCUCAGAACCGCCGCCGCCGCCACCCCAAGAUCCUGACUGCCGCCAAGGAGGCAUACCUGGCGCUGCAUCAAAAUGAUCAGCCCAGAUCUGAGGGCUCGAUCGAGCAGGGCCGCGCCAGCGACGAUGCCGGCUUGCUGGAAGAGACUCUGGGCGCUGUCUCUCCUCGCCCCUCGCCCCUCCCCUCCUCGCAGCCUCUCCCUGGAUCUUCGACUUUCCGCUCCUCCUUGCGCCGCUCCUCUCCGACUCCCCGCUCUUUUCUGCCCUCCUCUCCGCCUCUCCCUCCCGCCUCCUCUCUCCGCGGGUCAAGCCCUGGCCGGCGUAGGCCUCGCCAGCCCAAUGGCCCGCCUCAUCUCCGCCGUCUUGGGCGCAGUUUUCUGCGUCAACUCCGACGCCAAGCGGAGCUCGAGGAUGCCGCCAUCCUGGCCGAGCGCGACAUUUUGGCACUUGGCGAGCUUAUGCGGCAGCGGCGGAAUACGGCAGCCGCCAUCAACCACCACCAGCAGCUCAUCAAUGCUCUGGAUGGUCACCUGCGCCAUUGGCCAAGACGCAAAACUAUGCCGCUCCGCAGAGAUAAACUGCAGGCUCAGUAUCUUGGACUCGACUGUCCUGGAGAAGCUAAGAUAAGCACAACCAACCCUGGCCACACCAUUCUUGGAGAUCGAACGACGAACCUUUUGCACACCAGACCCAGAGCAGCGAGAGAUCAGCUCAUAUGCGUAAGCAAUCAUGACACCUGGCUGCCAACAAUGACCACUUCAGCUUCUGGAAGAGCGAGAGCGAGUGAGAGACUACACCAAGAGCGUCUAGCAUUGCAACAGCAGAAACAUCGAUGCGACAGGAUGAGCCAGCCUCCAAUGCCAGAGAGAGACGCUGAGUCGGAGCGUGAGUCUGGCGGGAGUCGAGACCAACAUUGCCCCAAAUGCAAACUUCAAUACAGCGAGGAGAUGAGCUCAACUGGCAACGAUGACAGCCUCCUAUCCAUCAUAGUCGGGAGACAACAUUCUGGCGGGAGAGUUCAGAUCAACAUUGCGCCGAACUCCAAUCUCGAUACUGCGAUGAGACGAGCUCAGCUUGCAAGCUCUUGCAUGGAGCACACUUGGUCGAUACCAUCCUGUCCUGAACCAAAAUACCAGACCAACAGUGUCAUCAAGGAUUCGAGUCCUGCGACAACGACGGGAUCAUUGCAGCUUAGAGACUGUUGGCUGUCAAAUCCAACUCGCGUGGGAGGGAGGAGUGCGACACUUGCUGGCAGCGGAUACAAUGCGAAGUACUACUCGCUUCCGACACUCCAGGCUUGUGCUUCGGUUCUGACUCUUGUGGCCAACGACAGACACUCUUCGUUUGGCAUGCUUGUGCUUGGUGGUGAUUCAGACUCGGAUGUCGGGACUGAAGAGAAUGCGGAAGAGGAUGGAGAUGAUGGUGAUGGUGCAUGGCUCGGUGGCAGCCUGAAAGCAGGGAGUAGCUGGCAGCUGGCGACAGGACAAACGGCCGGCGACAACGAUGGGCAUUCAUUGAUUGGCAGACCUAACGAUGUUCAGCAACGCCGGUUCGCGGAUCGAAGCAUGAUCGGGAAUGGCUUUCUUCUUCAAGACCUCCAGCAAAACUUCUCGGUGGCCUCGCCGAGAGAGCAUGGAUUCUCAUGCCCGAAUUUCGAUUCGCGAUGGCAUAUGCUGCAUUUCCACGACAGUCAAGUCAAUAUGCUGAAUGCAAGCAAGCAUACGGCACGAAAGCACCAUUGGCGUUUCUCGAAGCUCUCUGAGACUUUACCGACACCAAGGCUCUAUGGGAAUGAUGAAUCUCCCGAAUUUCGACGUACCCGCCUUCCCGCCUUCCCUCCACCGCAACCUCAAUCCUGCCGCUUCCGAAGCUGCUCCAAGAGCGCACACUCCACGAACAACACUCAUCGAUGUUCGUAUCCGCAAACGCAAUCACCAACCCGACCGACCUUGCAUCCCAAAUCACGCGGAAUCAAUCACAAAUCCCAAGUCCGCGCGUCAUCGGCAGUCAAGGAAUCCACGUCCCGAUUUCCACCGCGAGCGAGCGACGACACCAAGCUUGCUUCGACUACGACUUCGCCUCGGCGAGCCAUCCAUUAUCCAGCAAGCAUGUCGAAAGCAAAAACGCCCAUCAACAACAACAACAGCAGCAGCGAUAUUUUCUGUAACCCGCCCACGCCAACGCCAACGCCAACGCACCUCACAAACCCCACCUCAGCAAUAGCACAAGCCCAAUCUCUCCAACAAGGCCCCGACCUCACAAGCUUCUACUCCCACCUCCUCCGCGCCUACGAAGAACAUCGAGAUCUCUUACUUUUGAUCAAGACCAAUACAACCACCACCACUACCACUACACAGGUAACAACGACGAACAUGGUGAGGUUCAAGAGUUUGGUGAAAGAGAUGGAGGUUUGUGUGGAGCAGAUGCGGGAGGAGGUGGAGGGGGUGUUUGAGAGGGGAGAAGGGAUGGAUGAGGGCGUGAAGGAGUAA
Molecule: messenger RNA, 3618 nt
Organism: Pseudocercospora fijiensis CIRAD86
Lineage: Eukaryota; Fungi; Ascomycota; Dothideomycetes; Mycosphaerellales; Mycosphaerellaceae
Exons: 21
Coding region: 1-3618 (1205 amino acids)
Source: RefSeq, a predicted model, not a curated record